AUGUUAUACAAUGAAUAUCCUACUGUUAUUAGUAAUUUAGAAAAGAAACUAUCUGAUUCAAAAGAUGAGAAUCAACAUUUAUUAAAUAAAGUUGAAACUUUAACAAAGUUCUAUCAAGAUAAAUCUAUUGAAUUAGAGUCGCAUAUGAAUCAACAAACAAAAACAAAUCAAGAAACCAUUGAAAAGUUGCAAUCAAUGAUAGAAUCAAUCUCUAACGAUUCAAUGUGCCAAUCGGUUGAUCUUCAACACAAAAUAUUGGAUCUAAAAGAACAAAAUGAUGAAUUAUCUGAUUUUAAUAAGAAAUUUUUAGAAAAAGAAAUACAUUAUAAAGAAUUGAUUGAGAUUAAAAUCAAUGAUAUAAAGUCAUUGAAUGAAUCUAAAAGAUUAGCAAGUGAAGAAUUAAUGAAAAAUGAUAUAAAAAUUCAAGAAUUAGAAAAACAAUUAUCCGAACAUUCUAGAUGUCAUUCACAAUUAGAAUCACUCAAGAAGCUAUCUGCCUCUCAAAAACAAAACUAUGAAAAGCAAAUUGAAGAUUUAAAGAAACGAUUAGAUGAAUCAAAUAGUUUGUAUCUUAACAACAAUACAUUGAAUUACAACAACAAAAGACCAGCAACAUCCUCUUCAUUUAUUUCAAAUAGUACAUCUUCUACUUCAUCAAAACUUUUUAAAUAA
Molecule: messenger RNA, 672 nt
Organism: Heterostelium album PN500
Lineage: Eukaryota; Evosea; Eumycetozoa; Acytosteliales; Acytosteliaceae
Exons: 5
Coding region: 1-672 (223 amino acids)
Source: RefSeq, a predicted model, not a curated record